Messenger RNA from Scomber scombrus (Atlantic mackerel), 1038 nucleotides. Its product is annotated as galanin receptor type 1-like. The record is from RefSeq and is a predicted model, not a curated record. Gene Ontology annotation, cellular component: membrane. The transcript has a single exon. Gene Ontology annotation, molecular function: G protein-coupled receptor activity. Gene Ontology annotation, biological process: G protein-coupled receptor signaling pathway. NCBI's taxonomy places the organism in Eukaryota, Metazoa, Chordata, Actinopteri, Scombriformes, Scombridae. The coding region runs from base 1 to 1038 and encodes 345 amino acids.
AUGGAGACUUUGGGGCAGCAAGUAAACAGCAGUGGCCUGGACCAAAUGAACAGGGCAGAUGACGUUUUGAUCAAGGCUUUGGUGCCAAUUCUGGAUGGGAUAAUUUUGGUGACUGGCCUGGUGGGCCAAAUCUUGGUCAUCACCAUCCUAACUGGUAGGAGGAGGAGAGAUGGUCAACCUCCGCAUGGUACAGACACCCUGCUGCUGGCUCUGAGUGCUGCUGAUCUGCUGCUGCUGUUCUGCCUGCCCUUCCACACCUCUGCCAUCACCCUGGGCUUCUGGCCUUUCGGCAGCUUCCUGUGCAAAACCAUCAGCUUCCUGGGUGUGGCAUGUUCAUCUGCAUCAGUCUUUACCCUGGCAGCUUUGGCUGUGACACGCUACCUCACAGUGGUACACCCCACCUGGGCGUACCGUUCAAGAAUGCACCGACGCAUAAAGCUGAUGGUAGCUCUGCUCUGGGUCCCAGCCUCAGCUUUGGCAGCACCGCAGUUUGCCUUCCGCACGGUUACCAUAUCCAACGCUGUGUACUGCUUUGCCUUCCUGUCUGACUUCAGCCAGCUUGUCUACAGCAUCACCCUCUUCUUGUUUGGCUUUGCUCUACCACUGGGCAUCAUUGUAUUAAUGUAUGCCAAGAUUUACUGUUUUCUUCAGCAUGCACGACUGCUUGGGAAUGCCCCUCAGCUGGAGCGCUAUCAGAGCCAGGUCACUCACACUUCAGCUCUCCUGGUCCUGGUCUUCACACUCCUCUGGCUGCCCUCUUAUGCCCUCAUGUUCUCCUUCAUCGGAGGAACCAUUACAUCCUCAACCGGCUAUAAAACUAUUGCCAUCAUGGCCAGACUGUUGGCAUCCUCAGCAGCAGUGGUAAAUCCUGUACUCUAUGGGUUUAUGUCUCAGAAAUUUAGAAGAGAAUUACUGCAACUUGGAAGAGGCCACUGUGCAUGGUGUAGAAGCUGUCUGAUUGAUUGUCCUCAUGUGAUGAGCAGGGACGUGGUUCAGCCCUUUGAGCUGGACACAAGCUCAGAAAGAGGACAAAACUGA